Molecule: messenger RNA, 783 nt
Organism: Colletotrichum destructivum
Lineage: Eukaryota; Fungi; Ascomycota; Sordariomycetes; Glomerellales; Glomerellaceae
Product: Putative DNA polymerase delta, subunit 4
Exons: 2
Coding region: 186-779 (197 amino acids)
Biological process (GO): DNA synthesis involved in DNA repair; DNA-templated DNA replication
Cellular component (GO): delta DNA polymerase complex
Molecular function (GO): DNA-directed DNA polymerase activity
Source: RefSeq, a predicted model, not a curated record
AUUUCGUCAUCCGCUGCGCAUCAGUCUGGUCAAAAGGAUUACUGCGACGACCCCGAUUGGCGACAUUUCGAAAGCAUUGCAAUCAAUUAUAAGAAUUCUGCACUCGAUAACGUCAAGUCUUUGAUACCUUUUUUACCGUCAACCGCAUCACUUAGGUCUAUCGGCAAUCUCGCAUCAUUCAAGCAAUGCCUACUACCCGAAGAUCAACUGGAGGAGCCCGAGCCAGAUCUGGCCCGACUCGGGGCCAGUCGACCAUCAGCUUUUCUCACAGAGUGUCCAAGCCCGUACCAAAGGAUCAGAAGAAGGCCACCCUUGCUUCCGCUGUCGGUAGGGCAGACAUCGGCAAGCAAGUCCAGAAGGCGGAAGAAGAGACCGACGAGAUCCACCUCGACAAGCCUGCGACUCCUGAGACCGAGGAGGCCAAGGUUGAGGAGGACGUUCCCGAGAAGUCGAAGUCUGUAGUCAGGGCCGAGAAAAUCAAUGACGCCCAGAUCAACAAGUACUGGAAAUCGGUCGAGGCCCAGCGCAUCGCACCGAGAGUUCAUCAGGGUGACGUGAGUUUAGCAGAGAAGGUGCUGCGGUAUUUUGAUGUCAGCUCGCAGUAUGGUCCCUGCAUUGGUCUGCAGCGCAUGAAGCGUUGGAAGCGGGCUGAGAGACUGGGCCUCAACCCACCCAUAGAGGUCCUUGCCGUGUUGCUCAAGGAGGAGGAGAAGGGAAACUCUCUCGAGCGGGCGCACAUGGAUGAACUCAUGAGCUCGACGGUAAUGGGACCCGCUUGAAGAU